AUGGCUCUUGGUACAUCUGAACGUUUAAACAUGUUUGAACGUAUUAAAUCUACAUGUACACAAAAAGAAAAACUUCAAAUUCUAAACAAAGCUAUUACAGAUGAAUCAUCAUUAAAUGAAGAAAUAAAUUUUCGUGCUUAUCGUGUCAAUCUUUUGUGUGACAUUGGUGAUUGGGAGAAGGCAUUACUCGACUUGAAAUUCAUCGAGAACAUUGAUAUGAUGACGGAUUUAUUAUAUUUUACAAAAUGGAAAUGUAUGAUUCAGUGUAACAUGGCUGAAAUUCGACAAGACAUAGCAAAUAAACGUUACGAUAAAUCAAUUAAUUCUGAUCGACAUAUAGCGUUGUUGGGUCGAAUUAGUGAAGAAAAAAUUAAUCAAUUAGUUAAUGAAAAUGAAGUACUAUGUUCUCAAAGUCAAAAACGAAGAAGUAAAUAG
Molecule: messenger RNA, 435 nt
Organism: Rotaria sordida
Lineage: Eukaryota; Metazoa; Rotifera; Eurotatoria; Philodinida; Philodinidae
Source: the annotation of a GenBank genome assembly